This is a messenger RNA of Melitaea cinxia (Glanville fritillary), 1381 nucleotides long. RefSeq lists its product as uncharacterized. NCBI's taxonomy places the organism in Eukaryota, Metazoa, Arthropoda, Insecta, Lepidoptera, Nymphalidae. The coding region runs from base 608 to 1312 and encodes 234 amino acids. The transcript has a single exon. The record is from RefSeq and is a predicted model, not a curated record.
GCCGAUCGAAUUACGAAGUUACGCUGUUAAUAUUCUGAAUUAUAUUAAUUUUCAUUUUCCCAUAUUAUAAAUAUAUAUGUAAGGUAUACAUGUGGUAUAACGUUGUUGAAAGUAUAGUAUUGAUGGUGCAUUAAUUUUAUUUCACUUACGAUUAAACAAUAAAUAUUUUAUAAUUUUUAGUUAGCUAUAUCGUUAAACUUUAUUUGGACGGGUUAUAAAGCGCUUUCACAGGACGAAUGAUAGCAUAGCAGCGCCAUUUUGUCGUUACUGUGCUGACUGAUGCAAUUUACGUAUUAUUUUGCGUUUUAACUAUAUAAUUUUCUUUGCAUAUUUUUAUAUAAUUAAAGAAGUGUUUUUAUAUAAGAAAAAAAAAAUUGAUUUUAAAAUAUUUUAUAAAAUAGUGAUAUAUCACUAUACAAAUUUAAUGCGAUAAUAUGUCAAUGUGUAUGCUGUGAACAGAACCAAUGAGUUUAGGAAGUUCUUAUGAAUGUCAAUUGAGAAAUGGGCCAUACUUAACAGGAAUGCUUCAUGUCCUUAUUAUAGUUUCAUUAGGGUAGUUAUAUAUAUGUUCCCAUAAAUUGAAAAAAAAAAUUAAAGAUGAUCAUGAAUGGAGAAUUUAUUUUCAGUUAAUGAAAUUGAAUAUAUUGAAGCUGAUACAGAGUAUAUGCAGUUGAAUCAAACAGAAAUCAUGGAGACACCUGACGAUCCAGAUGACCACUGGGACCACGAGAGUACCGCCAGAAUGUUAGCUCUGUAUUUACAAAAUAUUGAUAAAUUUAGAAAUCCAAAAAUUAGGAAAAAGAAUGUCUGGAUAGACAUAGCUAAUGCAGUGGCCAAGGGACCUGAUAGUUGUGAUAAGAAAUUUAGGAAUUUAAAACAAACUUAUAUAAGGUUAUUAAGAAAGAAAAACAGAAGUGGAGUUACAGCUUUCAAAUGGCCGUAUUUUGAUAUAUUUGAAGAAAUUUAUAGCAUUGAUGGUGAAUAUCAACCCGAAAUCCAACAAAAGUUACAAGAGGGAACAGCAGAUAGAAUAAGUAAAGCUUUAUUAGAGAUAAAUACUUCAGCAAAAUUUGAAGAGGUUCCAGAAAAUGGGGAAACUUCAAAUGGACAAACUGAAGAAGUAAAGAGAAAAUUACUUAGAAAGAGAAAUGCAGAGUUUAGAAAAGCUACAAUAGAAAUGAGAGAUAGACAGAGAGUUGUAGAAGAGAAGUUAGAUAGACUAAUAAAUAUUGUAGAAGAGUCAAAUAGUAUUCAAAGAGAGAGAAAUAGAUUGUUUCAACAAUUUCUCGAAAACUUGAACCAAAAUCAUUGAUUGUUAAGAGUGCUAGUAUUUUAUAAGUUUAUAUUUAUAAUAAGAGAAAUAAAAGAGUUUGCAGUAAUA